Morchella sextelata is the source of this 1698-nucleotide messenger RNA. RefSeq lists its product as uncharacterized. NCBI's taxonomy places the organism in Eukaryota, Fungi, Ascomycota, Pezizomycetes, Pezizales, Morchellaceae. The coding region runs from base 1 to 1698 and encodes 565 amino acids. The transcript has 8 exons. The record is from RefSeq and is a predicted model, not a curated record. Gene Ontology annotation, molecular function: monooxygenase activity; heme binding; oxidoreductase activity, acting on paired donors, with incorporation or reduction of molecular oxygen.
AUGGCCAGCAAUAUAGCGAUUCGACUAUCCCGAGGCCUCACGGUCCUCGCAGACCUCCCACUCUACCAACUCUCUCUUAUAUCCUUCACUACAGCAGUUACUUCUCACAUAACGUAUUUCUGCCAUUCUGAGAGAGAUCUCAUCGCAAAACAAAUUUUUCUUGUCGCAAUAUUCGCUCCGCUUGCCGUUCAAUCGCUUUUUCAGUUCCAUCUCAAACUUCCAUUCUGGUCAUGUGUGGAGCUGACCUCAACAAUUUAUGGGUCGUUUUUGUUAGGGAUGUGGAGUAGUAUGGUCGUGUAUAGAAUAUGGUUUCAUCCGUUGAGAAACUUUCCAGGGCCGUUUUGGGCGAAAGUAACCAAAUUUUGGAUACCAUAUACUCAUUGGAAGACGAAUUGGCAAUACCAUCUUGUCAUGCUUGAAUUGCAUAAGAAGUAUGGUGAUAUUGUCAGAAUAGGUCCAAACGAUAUUUCGAUAAACCACGCCGACGGUCUUCAAGCUUUAGCAAGGGCGAAAAAGGGGACGUGGUAUAACUUUGCUGAUGGGGAGCACAGUCUUCAAUCCACGCGAAAUUCCAAAACCCACGCAAUCCGCAGAAGGGUAUGGGAUAAAGCCUUCACCACAAAAGCCGUACAGGACUACCUCCCACGGGUAUUGAAGUAUACCGAUACCCUUAUGUCUCACAUCUCCAAAAAUGCGGGAAGUCCUAUUAAUGUCACCGACUGGUUCAAUAAUUUCAUGCUAGACAUCAUGGGCGAUUUAGCCUUUGGAAAACCGUUCAAUUAUAUGAAGCCAGAGAAGAGAGUCGGCGCGUUUGAUUUUAAAGCCGUGAUGCAUGAUUCUGCAUAUGUGAUAUCGGCUUUAGGGCAAGUCAGCUACUCAUUCACCAUCCUAAGCAUGCUAGGUGCUGGAGGGGAUGUUCAAAGAUUUUUGGACUUUUGUACCGAUUUGGUUGGUGAAAGAAAGGCGUAUACACCAAAGGAAAGAGAUAUCUUUUCAUAUAUUCUAGACGCUGAACCACAGAACGUGGGAGAACACAAGCUGUCCCUGAUGGGAGAAACUCGCCUCAUAGUGGUCGCAGCAAGCGAUACAACAUCUGCCACUUUGGUUGCCAUAUUCACCCUGCUCGGGACACACCCCCACCAACUUCGCAAGCUCCGGGCCGAUAUUGAUGCAAUCUAUGACGCAUAUCCAGACGAAAGGGUUCCAAAGGAGAUAAUAAACGGGGGAACACCAGCGACUAGGCAUUUAGAGGCGACGAUAACUGAGGCAUUAAGGAUGAGCCCGGCAGUCGCGAAUGGUGUGCAAAGGAUGACACCAAAUGACGGGAUCGUGGUGGAUGGCGUUAGUGUCCCUGGAGGAGUAAAUGCGAUAUAUUGUUUUCGGGCUGCUCAUAUGGACGAAAGAUGGUUCCCGGACGCACAAGAGUUUAAACCGGAGAGAUGGUACGAAGCUGAUAAAGAGACGCUUGCAAGACAAAGAUCAGCAUAUGCCCCUUUCUGGCUCGGCGCCUAUGAAUGUGUUGGUAAGCCACUCGCAAAUAUGCAACUCCGAAUCGUCACUUCACAAUUGUUGCGCAAGUUCGAUAUUAGCCUGGCGGAGGAAAACGUAGAUGCCUGGGAAAUGUUGAAUAGAUCAAAAGAUCUGUUUACAACAAUAAUGGCACCUACGAACGUAAUCUUUACGCCAAGGCAUGUAUAG